UGAAAGUGCGGCGACGAUGGGUGUGUGCGUGCGAUGCAGCGGGGCGCGAGCUCGAGCAGGCAGACAAAGCGAGCGGGCCGCGGGCUAGAGUCGAGACGUCGACGCCGGCCUGGGCCAGAGGUGGCCACCUGGAAUCGCCCGCUGAGCGAGAGAGAGACAAGAGAGAUGAGGUGGAGCUGACAAGUCGAGGCGAGCGACGGACGGCGUCGAGGGUCGACGACAAAAGUCCACACACUCCUCACUACCAUUCCAUCAUCACCACCACCACCACCACCACCACCACCACCACCACUCCGCCGUCAUGUCAGACUCAGCGGCGCCUAGCGUCACUGUGAACAUCAAAGGCCCCUCCGAAAUCAAGCUCACAGUCAGCAUCGCAACCGACUCGACGGUCAAGCAGCUCAAGGAUGAGAUCGCAAAGCAGCGUCCGGACGUGCCCGCCGAGUCGCAACGCCUCAUCUACGCUGGCAAGGUACUCAAGGACGACAUGCCCUUGACCGAGUACAAGCUCCAGGAUGCGCACACGGUCCACCUCGUCAAGUCUGCUUCGCGCUCUGCGCCCGUGACUGGCAACCCAUCCACAGGGACGGCGGGGACCAGCGCAGCAGACAGCUCUUCGAACAACAACGCCUCUGCAGCCGCUGCCUCGUCUUCGCAGGGCAUCCCAUCCAACUUUGGCGCAGGUCAGCAGUUCACCAACAACCCGCUCGCAGCACUCAAUCGCGCUGAUCUGGCCGGACCGCACAUGGCACAGAUUGGGCGCAACAUGUUCCAGGGGACGGGUAUGAAUCCCAACGACCCUAAUAUGAUGAUCAAUGCGAUGGAGAGCCCCGAAUUUCAGCAGCACAUGCGCAAUGCCUUGAGGAGGCCAGAGGUCAUUGAUCAGAUGAUCGCCAUGCGCCCCGAGAUGCGUGCCAUGGAACCACAGCUGCGCCAAAUGCUCCAGAACGACAGCUUCGUUGACGCAAUGACCAACCCGCAGAUGAUGCGACGCAUGAUGGCGAUGCAGAACAUGAUGGGUGGAGGUGGCGGGCAGGGCGGAGGAGCAGGAGGAGCAGCUCCCUUCCCUCCGCCGGGCGCCUUUGGGACUCCUGGUGGGCCGGGCGAGCGUGGGACGACAGGGGGCCAAGAAGCAGGGGCAGGAGGGGCGACGUCAGAUGAUCCGCUUGCGGGCUUGUUUGGAGCAGGCGGUAUGGGAGGAGCGGGAGGAGCGGGAGGAGCGGGAGGAGCUGGUGGGGCAGGAGGCAUGUUUGAUCCUCAACUACUUCAACAGAUCCUCGGCGGCGGCGGCGGCGGCGAAGGGGGAGCAGGCGCAAGCCCAUUCGGCGGGGCACCAGGCGCCAAUCCUUUCGCAGCAUUUGGCGCGGGCCUGGGCGGCAGCGGCGGAGCAGGAGGCAUGUUCGGCGGCGGAGGAGGAGGAGCAGGUGGAGCUGCGGGCGGCGACACUCGACCACCUGAGGAGCGCUACGCCUCACAACUACAGUCACUGCGCGACAUGGGUUUCCACGACGGGCCUGCCAACCUGCGUGCACUCUUGAUCAGUGGCGGGAGCGUCGAGGGGGCCAUCAGCGUGCUUCUGGGCAAUUAGAGGGCAGAAGGACAGUAGACAGGGCUAUACCCUCCUCUCCUAGAGCUACGCGUGAGUGGGAGGCCAGUGAGACGCCACUUCGCUCCAUACAACGUCUGUCAAUUCCAAUCGAAGACCACUUUAUGCCACGACCUCCUCGUCAAUCUCACUCGCGCGGGUGCAGUGGCGGUUCCUGACUACUUUUUGCAAUGCGAAGCACUAGCU
Messenger RNA from Jaminaea rosea, 1792 nucleotides. Its product is annotated as ubiquitin-domain-containing protein. Gene Ontology annotation, biological process: ubiquitin-dependent protein catabolic process. Gene Ontology annotation, molecular function: polyubiquitin modification-dependent protein binding. Bases 302 to 1588 code for a protein of 428 amino acids. NCBI's taxonomy places the organism in Eukaryota, Fungi, Basidiomycota, Exobasidiomycetes, Microstromatales. The record is from RefSeq and is a predicted model, not a curated record. The transcript is spliced from 3 exons. Gene Ontology annotation, cellular component: cytosol.